This is a messenger RNA of Hypoxylon fragiforme, 1828 nucleotides long. RefSeq names its product DUF185-domain-containing protein. Gene Ontology annotation, cellular component: mitochondrion. NCBI's taxonomy places the organism in Eukaryota, Fungi, Ascomycota, Sordariomycetes, Xylariales, Hypoxylaceae. The record is from RefSeq and is a predicted model, not a curated record. The coding region runs from base 150 to 1682 and encodes 510 amino acids. Gene Ontology annotation, molecular function: protein-arginine omega-N symmetric methyltransferase activity. The transcript has 2 exons.
CUCCCCGUUUUAAAAGUUCCCCAAGCUACAGCACUACUACAGCAUAGUAUGUAUGUACAUACCCUACUGUUCUUUAAACAAGAGUUCUUUAAACAAGAAACAUAUGCCACAUGGCAAUGCCAAGCUAAGGUACUUUAUGUGUCCAAAUCAUGGACUCUCCUCUUGUCGUCCAACUAUUUCGAAGCUUGUUUAGACAUCCCGCCUGUCCAUCCAGAAGAAACUUAGCUGCCUUAACAAAUUGCCUCCAACAUGGCCGUCGAAUUCAGCAACGCCAACAGGAGCAGAGGCGUUAUAUGGGCCACCGCCAUACCACAAGAGGAUCGAAGCAUGGCCCGUCUGGCCAGGAGGACAAUUGGCAGCAGAGAACGGACAUGUUUGUCCUGGAUAUGACGGAAGAGUAUAAGGCCUUUCCCACUGUCACCGCCAACGACCUAAGGUCACGGAGGGAACGUCCGCGCAAGGUCAAGAUGCUCAUGCGCGACUUCAUCGAAGAUAGCCUUUAUAAUCCACAUUACGGCUACUUUUCCAAACAAGUCGUCAUCUUCAGCCCUGGCGAACCCUUUAACUUCAACGACUUGCCCGACGAGCCUACCUUUCAUGACGAGCUACGACGGCGUUACACCGAGUUCGAGGAUAAGCUAGACGCCAAAGACGGCCGGAGCAACGACACCCGCCAGAUAUGGCACACUCCCACCGAACUAUUCCGGCCCUACUACGGCGAGGCCAUCGCCCGUUACCUCAUGUCCAACUACCUCAUGACCACAUACCCCUAUCACGACCUGAUUAUCUACGAGAUGGGCGCUGGUCGCGGUACCCUCAUGCUCAACAUCCUCGACUACAUUCGCGACAUCGAGCCCGCCGUUUACGACCGCACCAAGUACAAGAUCAUCGAGAUCUCUUCCUCCCUUGCAUCCCUCCAGAACGCCCAACUCUUGGCCACGGCCGCCAGUAGGGGUCACGCCAACAAGGUCGAGAUCAUCAACAAGUCCAUCUUCGACUGGGAUUCCCGCGAGCCCUCCCCUUGCUUCUUUCUGGCCAUGGAGGUAUUCGAUAACUUUGCUCAUGACGUCUUGCGCUACGACCUAAAAACGGAAGAACCCCUCCAGGGCACCGUGCUCAUCGACGGCCACGGCGACUUCUACGAGUUCUACGAGCCCGUGCUAGACCCAGUCGCCGCACGCUACCUCCGUGUGCGCCACGCCGCCACAAACGGGCAGUACCGCGUGCCCUACCCCACAAACCGCGCCAUGCGCUGGCUCAAGACGCAGCUGCCCCUGGCGCCCAACCUCAGCGACCCGGAGUACAUCCCCACACGACUGAUGCAGUUCUUCGACAUCCUCGAGAAGCACUUCCCCGCGCACCGCCUCGUCACCAGCGACUUCCACAAGCUGCCCGACGCCGUCCGCGGCCUCAACAGCCCCGUCGUCCAGACCCGCUUCGAGCGCCGCAUGGUCACCGUCUCCACCCCGCUCGUCCACCAGGGCUACUUCGACAUCCUCUUCCCCACCGACUUCGCCGUCAUGGAGGCCGUCUACGGCGCCCUCACCGGAAAAUUAACCCGUGUCUUGACUCACGAGACCUUCAUGAACUCCUGGGCUUAUGUUGAGGAUACGAGGACGCGCAGUGGUGAGAAUCCGCUGUUGAGUUGGUAUCGGAAUGCCAGUGUUAUGGUUACUCUGUAGGGUGGCGGGCCUAGAUGUAGGUGCACAUAUGCAGGUAGCAAGGCUUGUUCGGGCGAUGUUCGAAAGCUUAGCCUGGAGUACAUAUAGUGAGUGCAUAGUAUAGUACAUGUAUAUGUGGAAAAAAUAAAAAUACUGAUCCCUACUAA